Messenger RNA from Candoia aspera, 1887 nucleotides. RefSeq names its product src-related kinase lacking C-terminal regulatory tyrosine and N-terminal myristylation sites (gene SRMS). Lineage: Eukaryota; Metazoa; Chordata; Lepidosauria; Squamata; Candoiidae. The transcript has 8 exons. The coding region runs from base 223 to 1698 and encodes 491 amino acids. Gene Ontology annotation, biological process: protein phosphorylation. Gene Ontology annotation, molecular function: protein tyrosine kinase activity; protein binding; ATP binding. The record is from RefSeq and is a predicted model, not a curated record.
CAGUGGCCAACAAACACAUUCAGGUAUCCAAGGACCGGGAAAGCAUCUCAUUUCACUUCUAGAGGCUCUGGGAGAAAGAAGGAGUGAGGGCAGCGUUGACUACCUGAUCAGAGAGCAAUGAAAAAAGAAGCUAUGAAGGUGAUCCUCCUUUCCUGCUUCACCCCAAGAAGCCAGUUGGAACAGCAAAGCUAAAUCCCGCUGGAGAAGUUCCAAAAGAAAGGGAUGGACCACUUCAUCUGGAAACACUUGCGUUUCCUUCAUACUUUUUGGAACAAGUGUCUGCCCAACAGAGCCUCCAGUAACUGUUCUUUCGAGUCCUGGGAACCGACCCCAGGAUCCCUGCAUCCCACGCUGGAUCCUGACCCUGCUGAAGACAAAGCUUCCCUCUGUGGGGUGCUGUACAACUUCAAUGCCAGGAGUGCAGAUGAGCUGACUGUCAGUAGAGGGGACAAGCUGUAUGUCCUCAAAGAAGAAGGGGGAUACGUCUUGGCAAGGCGCCUAUCUGGAGACAGACUCAUGGGCUACAUUCCAGCUAACUACAUCAGCAAGAUCAGCGAGGAACCAGCCACCCAUCAGUCCUGGUACAUAAGUGGGAUCACGAGAAAUAAAGCCAACCAGCUGCUUCUCUCUCCCCCAAAUCGCCAUGGCUCCUUCCUCAUCCGGGACAGUGAGAGUAACAAGGGAGAAUACUCUCUGUCAGUUCGGAACCGCAGCAAAGUGCGACACUUCAGAAUCUUCUCGACUCCUGCAGGAAGUUUUUACUUGGAAAAGGAACACGUCUUCCCGAGUCUGGAAGAACUCCUGGCCUAUUACAGAGUCAACUGGAAAAUCAUCGAAUGUCCCUUGUCUCAGCCGUGCAUCCAAAAGAGGGCUUCUGAGAUGGAUCAGUGGGAACGUCCCCGGUCUGAGUUCCAGCUCUGGAGGAAGAUGGGGGAAGGAUGCUUUGGAGAAGUCUGGGAAGGAAUGUGGAAGAACACAGUGCCUGUGGCCAUCAAAAUUAUGAAACAAGCUGACAUGAGGGACGACUUUGCCAAGGAGAUCCAGAACUUGAAAAGUCUGAAACACACAAGACUCAUCAAACUUCUGGCAGUCUGUUCUGUGGGGGAGCCAGUUUAUAUUGUCACUGAGUUGAUGAGGAAGGGCAACCUCCACAGUUACCUCAACACUGCUGCAGGGAAGGAACUGACCACACACCACCUCCUCAGCAUCUCUUGCCAAGUCGCUGAUGGGAUGACCUACCUGGAGGAGCUACAUAUUGUACAUCGAGACCUGGCUGCUCGAAACAUACUGGUGGGAGACGACCUUGCUUGUAAAAUAGCUGACUUCGGCCUCGCCAGGCUCCUCAAGGAUGACAUCUACUCCACCACCAGUAACGCCAUGAUCCCGGUCAAAUGGACAGCGCCGGAAGCUGCCAUCUUCCAGACGUACUCACCCAAAUCAGACGUUUGGUCCUAUGGGAUCCUGCUCUACGAGGUUUUUAGCUACGGAGAGUGCCCCUAUGACGGGUUGACCAAUCAGGAGACCAUCCAGCAGAUUACUCGGGGCUACCGUCUCCCUCGUCCCAACAGCUGCUCCCCUGAAAUUUAUAGCAUCAUGCUGGAAUGCUGGAAGGGCCAUCCCGAAGAGCGGCCAACUUUCCUCAACCUGCGGGAUGCUCUCUUUUCUAUUUACAAAUGGGCCCGUCAUCCAUUCUCUUGAAGGGGAGAUACCUCCUGUGGCAUUCUGCCCACACCAUCUGCCCUUCGUGCUCAACAGGAUGUAGCAGAAGUGCUGGAGAUUCCCAGAUCAAAUUUUCUUGGGCCUGGAGGAACAUUUGUGCCUUUGAAGGUGGACUAAUAUGAGAGGUUGAAACCAGGGAGGUGGGCUACGGGCUCUACCAGUCAGAAA